UCGGAUACGGAGAUAGACUCAUCGGCCUUUGUGGAACUCCUAAUUAUAUGGCUCCUGAAAUGGCCAAGCGCAUGGCAUAUACAAGAUCUGUGGACUGGUGGAGCUUCGGAGUGGUUAUUUACGUAAUGCUAACUAGAUACUUACCCUUUGAAGGCCGUGAUAUUGAGACGUUAUAUGCUAAUAUUGCCAAACGUAAACUGAAAAUACCAGCGUCAUUGUCUAGUAAAGCCACUUCAAUACUAAGUAGGUUACUGAGUAAAAACCAUGUGAAGCGUCUGGGAUCCAGCGAGAGAGAUGCAGAGGACGUGAAAGACCAUCCUUUUUUUCAACAUAUAGAUUGGAACGCAUUGUUAUUACAAAAUGUGACACCUCCAUUUGUGCCAACCAUCAACGGAGCCGAAGACGUCAGCAACUUUGAUGCAAUAUUCACCUCGGAAGCGCCUAUUAUAACUCCACCAGUAAGACGAAGAGUUCCACCGUUAUUAGAGAAGCAGACAUUUGAGGAUUUUUGUUGGAGGGCAGAUUGGAGUUAG
Molecule: messenger RNA, 533 nt
Organism: Pelobates fuscus (common spadefoot toad)
Lineage: Eukaryota; Metazoa; Chordata; Amphibia; Anura; Pelobatidae
Product: serine/threonine-protein kinase N2-like
Exons: 4
Coding region: 48-533 (161 amino acids)
Biological process (GO): peptidyl-serine phosphorylation
Molecular function (GO): protein serine/threonine kinase activity; ATP binding
Source: RefSeq, a predicted model, not a curated record